GAGCGGCAUCUUCCAACCUUUGCGUCUCGUCGUUCGGAUGGUCUACGAUUCGUCUUUCCUGUUAACUGUAAAGGACCGUGUAACGGAAAAGUUGAAGACACUUGGUGCAUUCAUUGAUGAUGAGCUACCUGACUAUAUCAUGGUUAUGGUAGCAAAUAAAAAGAGUGAAAGCGGAAUGGCCAAAGACUUACAAUUAUUCUUGGGAGAACAUACCAAGAAAUUCACUGAAUGGCUGCAUCUCACACUGGAAAAUUUGAAGGGCUCAGGUCGUGACUCUAAUGAAAGUCGAAAAGAUAGUGAAGGUGUACGUCGCUCACGAUCGAAGUCUGGUAAACGGAAGAUUGCAAGACUCCAUUCUCCUGAGUCUCAUAAUGACCGUUCACGAUCAAGGUCACCCCUGGAACUUAUUAAACACGGUAAACGUGCCAACAGCUCACGCGAGCCUCAUGGAGAAGCGGAUGUUGUCGGUAUAAAAGUCCCUGCUGAUACUCAAGCUCCUGUUGAUAGUGAAGGAUAUAACGUUAAAGAACGGAAAGUUAUGUCCACUUCAUCUUUGUCGAAGAAAAUUAGCCAAGAAAACGAUAGAGUAUCAUCGGAUAUACAUGAUGAAAUUAACCUGAAGUCGGUUGUUGAGGUAAAAAACUCAGAAAGUCACAAGCGUACAAGGACGAAAUCAGAAUAUCCCCAACCUUCAAAUCUAUUGCUCAAACGAGCCAUGAACGAAGCUAAAGCAAGUACAAUGGCAAGUGAAUCCCAUUUCCAAACCCAACCAAAACGGAAACCAAUCGCUCGACCAGUGGCUUGUUCUGAUGUGUCAUCAUCUUCGCAGCCUGAUUCCACAAGAUUCUUCAUCACUUUGUCUGGUGCCGAAGCUAAUCCAAUACAACUGACAACUUCAUCCAAUCUUCGUAAUUCAUCGAGAGUUGAUCAUUUACGAAGUGUUGGUUACUCUGACGAAACUGGUGUACUGAACGAUACGAGACUGCGACUUGGUUCUCGCCUAGUAAACUCCACAUCAUUACGCGGUGAUGGUAGAAUAAGUGCCAAACAUCGUCUUGGCCCUGUUAUUCAAUCCAACGCACGCAUUGUUAGUGUCUCCCGAAGCGAUGACAACUUCAACUAUAGUUCAGGCAAUGAAUUUGAUGAUCUCGUUGAAGGGGAUUAUGUAGAAAUAGCUUGUGAUGAUGCAUAUGUAGAUGAUGUAGUUGAUGAAGACUUACCGCUUAAAGAGAACUGUGGAUCCCGUUCUAAAUUAUCUUUGGGCGAUAAACUAAGCCAGCAAAUACCACAGUUGGUAGUAAAUCUGAACGAAACUGACGAGGAGGAAGAUGUUGCCACUCUUCGAACUGAGACAGAAAGACAAAAGCGCAAGAUCUCGACCAAAAGUAAAGAAAAAACUCAAAAUGCAACAGAUUCUGUUAAGGAAAGUGGAACUCAACAGAACAUCCCAAGCUCCUUAGAGCGUUGUAAAUUUUGGCCCAGUUGUCGAAAUGGAACUUCCUGUCCAUAUAUCCAUCCUUCAGAACCAUGUCAGUUGUUUCCACGAUGUAAAUUUGGUGCAACAUGUACAUUUAUUCACCCACCAUGUCGUUAUGGUGCGUUAUGUACACGUGCUGACUGUCCUUUCACACAUUCGUCAAACGACUUUUACGUAAGUGUAUUUUUUCCGUAGUUAGGAUAUUGCUCGUUUCUAUUUCAAUGUAUGUAACCAGUGUUUCUAAAAAAAAUCAUCCUGCAGCCAUAUCACGUAUGCUCAUCAGUAGGUCGUAACUCAUCUCUUUUGCCUUCCACUAACUUAUGCCAUAUCUGAAGUUACAUUCUUUUUACACAUUUCCACCUACCUUAACGAUCCGUUACCCAAAUGCAUUCUUCCUGAAUUUCUCGCACGUACAAAAGAAGAGGCAGUAUCCAGCGUAUUCUUAUGCAUAUUGUCAAAGUCAUCCCAUUACAGAGACGUUGCUGUAGUUAGGUUGGACCGUGAUGUAUUCAUUCUAGUGUUCCAACUAGCACAUAACACGCUUAUUUUCCAGCAAAUAUAACUACCAGACCUUUUAAUUGGUUGUCAAAUUGGGUUUAUCAUGAAGUUAUCGUUUGCUAAUCAUGAUCCUCACCACAUCGCUUCCUUUGACUUUGCAUUUGGUUGCUCAGCUGUCUCUCCAUUAAAUCUUAUAGUUUUCUCCCCAUUUGAAAAAGUUGUAAUGUAUUUUGUGGUGUAUAGUUUCCCCCAGAAAUCAAUCAUUUACAUCCAUAUGCAUCACCUAGGUGUAAAGCUUUCAACAUUUGAAAAUAUUUUCUUGAUGUUUUCAUGUGUAUCAUGAAUCUAUUUUAAGUCAGUUAUGAAUUCCAAAAACCUCGCCUGGUUAACUAGUUCACUAGUUACUAGCCGGUCCUAAGCCCGGGUAAGCCCGGGUUCAGCAUAGGGCUACCAACCCUACCCCGCAAAAAGAAUCUAACCACCGAAGAAACUUCAAAGCACAAACGAUAUAUAAAAAAUAAAAACAAACUUAUUCCUCGCUGGAAUCGGAGAGGCGAAAUGACGCCAGUUGGUGAAAGCCUGCCUUCGGGAAGCCAAUUGGCCGAUGUGUCUUCUCUCCCUAGAUGAAAGCGAAAGUAAACGUGGGGACAUGGAAUGUCCGCACGAUGUUUGAACCCAGCUGGCAAGGCAGCCCAGAUUGCAAACGAGAUGAGAAGGUAUCACAUUGAAGUGCUUGGAAUUUGCGAAAGCAGAUGGAAUGGGAGUGGACUCUCCAAACUGUCAACUGGAGAAUCAAUAAUCUACUCCGAUAUUGUCACCCAGAUGACAACCACGAGCACACUGAGUUAUGGAGUGGCUAUCAUGAUGUCCCCAACAGCAUCGAAGGCUCUCAUGCAGUGGGAACCAAUCUCCUCCUGCAGGAUCAUGACAGCAAGGUUCAACUCAAAAUGAAGGAAGGUCACAAUCAUACAACGCUACGCCACACACCUACAAAUAAUGCAGAGCAAGAGAAGAAGGAGGAAUUCUACAGACAACUUCAAUCAACACUGGACAAGACGUCAGUUGGCGAUAUCAAAAUUCUAAUGGGCGACAUGAAUGCCAAACUGGGAGCAGAAAACACAGGAAGAGAACUAACCAUGAGUCGAGAAGCGCUCGGUGAGGUGAUGAACGAGAAUGGAGAAUUGUUUGCAGAAUUCUGUGCAUUCAACGAUUUGGUGAUUGGAGUCAUGCAGUGUGUUCAAGCACAAGGAUAUCCACAAAGUGAGCGACAUGGAUUUCACCAGAUGGAUACACUAAAAAUCAAAUCGACUUUAUCUCAAUCUCAAGAAAAUGGAGACGCAGUCUACUUGACACAAGGUCAAGAAGAGGAGCAGAUGUAGGGUCACACCACUCACUAUCUAGUGCAAGGAACCUUCCAAAUCAAGUUAAAAGCCUUCAAGGAAGCUGGUGAUAGACCUCAAUUCAAGUACAACACUCGGAAACUGAAGGAUGAAACUACAAAGGAGAUCUUCAAGUCAGCCAUCAAGACAAAAUGGGAGAUAUCGAGGAACAUCCUGAAGAAACCUGUGCGGAAGAACACUGGAAGUCUUUGAAAGAGAUGUGGAAAGAAACCUGCACAGCCGUAUUAGGAAGGAAGAAGAAAGAAGACAAGGAAUGGAUCUCGACGGAUACCUGGAAGCUGAUAGAGGAGAGGGAGGAGGAUGGUGAAGCAGAAUAUAAACCAGUGCAUGGAUGCUCAACGACAAGAGGAACUGAGUACAAUGUAUAAAACACUACACUGGACAAAGAAGUGAAGAAGAGUGCACGGAAAGAUAAAAGACACUUCUACGAAACAUUGGCAAGUGAAGCAGAACAGGCUGCAGGUAAGAGAGACCUGACAACAUUGUAUCAAAUAACCAGGUUGCUAUCUGGGAUGGGAGAGAUAAACGCAGACGAAACCAAUAAAAGAUGAUAACGGAAAUUUAAUUACG
Messenger RNA from Heterobilharzia americana, 3945 nucleotides. Lineage: Eukaryota; Metazoa; Platyhelminthes; Trematoda; Strigeidida; Schistosomatidae. The record is from the annotation of a GenBank genome assembly.